Messenger RNA from Penicillium brevicompactum, 4074 nucleotides. RefSeq names its product putative xanthine dehydrogenase HxA. The transcript has 4 exons. Bases 1 to 4074 code for a protein of 1357 amino acids. NCBI's taxonomy places the organism in Eukaryota, Fungi, Ascomycota, Eurotiomycetes, Eurotiales, Aspergillaceae. The record is from RefSeq and is a predicted model, not a curated record. Gene Ontology annotation, molecular function: 2 iron, 2 sulfur cluster binding; iron ion binding; xanthine dehydrogenase activity.
AUGGCGCCCGGAAUCCUAGAGACAGAAUACACUGGCGUCGAGAAGGCGACCAGCUUGGCCGCCCUCACAGAGGACUGGGAUGAUACCAUCCGGUUCUACCUCAACGGGACCAAGGUAGCGGUGGAUGCCGUAAAUCCAGAGGUGACCCUCCUCGAAUAUCUGCGGGGGAUCGGGUUGACAGGCACGAAACUUGGAUGUGCUGAGGGAGGAUGCGGUGCUUGCACAGUGGUUGUAUCUCAUGUCAAUCCCACCACGAAGGAGAUCUACCAUGCCUCCGUGAACGCCUGUAUUGCCCCACUCGUCAGCAUUGACGGCAAACACGUUAUCACAGUCGAGGGAAUUGGCAACGUCAAGGAGCCUCAUGCAAUCCAGCAGCGGAUUGCGGUCGGCAAUGGAAGCCAGUGUGGCUUCUGCACGCCUGGAAUUGUCAUGUCUCUAUAUGCCUUACUACGAAACAACCCUUCACCAUCAGAACACGAUGUAGAGGAAGCGUUUGAUGGAAAUCUCUGUCGCUGCACUGGCUACCGACCAAUUUUGGAUGCUGCCCAGAGUUUCAAUGCGAACAACAAUUGCGGGAAGGCCUCUUCCAAUGGCGGAUCAGGCUGCUGUAUGGAAAAGAAUGGCUCAGGUGGCGGAUGCUGCAAAGGGUCUUCCAACGGAAACGAAAUUGAGACGGUCGAUUACAAGUUCCCCGCACCCAAUUUCAAACCCUACAGCCCAGACACAGAAUUGAUCUUCCCAGCUGCUCUGCGGAAACACGAGUACCGACCGCUAGUUUAUGGCAACAAGCGAAAGAAGUGGUAUCGUCCAGUGACGGUGCAACAGCUCUUGCAGAUCAAGCAUGUGCACCCGGACGCCAAAUUGAUUGGUGGCAGUACGGAGACGCAGAUUGAGAUCAAGUUCAAGGCAAUGCGUUACGCGGCUUCGGUCUAUCUGGGCGAUAUCCCCGAAUUGCGGCAAUUUACCCUACACGACGACUACCUGGAGAUCGGUGCUAACGUAUCAUUGACGGACCUCGAGCACAUUUGUGACCAGGCAGUCGAGAAGUACGGAGACGCUCGAGGCCAGCCCUUCAAGGCGAUCAAAAAGCAAUUGCUCUACUUCGCUGGGCGACAGAUUCGAAACGUUGCUUCCCCUGCCGGUAAUUUGGCUACCGCGUCACCUAUCUCUGACCUGAAUCCCGUAUUAGUGGCCACCAACACCAUCCUGGUGGCCAAGUCUUUGGACGGAGAGACCGAAAUUCCCAUGACUGAGUUCUUCCAAGGGUAUCGAAAGACCGCCCUAGCUCCCAAUGCGAUCAUCGCUAGUUUGCGGAUUCCAGCUGCACAGACACAGAAGGAGUACAUGCGAGCCUACAAACAGGCUAAGCGCAAGGAUGACGAUAUUGCCAUUGUGAACUCUGCGCUCCGAGUGACGCUCUCCGAGAGCAAUGACGUGGUCAGCGCCAACCUUGUAUUCGGUGGCAUGGCAGCUAUGACUGUGUCUGCCAAGAACGCUGAAGCUUUUAUUGUUGGCAAGAAAUUCACAAACCCUGCAACCCUGGAGGGUGUCAUGAGCGCGUUGGAGCAGGACUUCGACCUACCAUUCGGAGUCCCUGGUGGCAUGGCCAGCUAUCGAAAGUCACUGGCCAUGGGAUUCUUCUACAGAUUCUAUUACGAUGUUCUAUCCGGACUCGAGGUCCAGGCUUCAGACUUGGAUCCUGACGUGGUUGCCGAAAUCGAGAGAGCUAUCUCAACUGGUAAAAAGGAUAACGAAUCAUCUGUCGCAUAUCAAAAGAAUGUCAUCGGAAAGGCAACUCCGCACGUUGCGGCGUUGAAGCAGUCCACCGGUGAGGCUCAAUAUACCGAUGAUAUCCCCGUGCAAAUGAACGAGCUGUUCGCAUGCAUGGUCCUCUCCACCAAGGCACACGCCAAGAUUAUCAGCGUGGAUGCAUCCGCAGCACUGGAAAUUCCCGGCGUUGCAGACUACGUCGACCACACUGAUCUACCCAACCCACAGGCAAACUGGUGGGGAGCACCCAAGUCAGACGAGCUAUUCUUUGCCGUCGACGAAGUCAAUACAGCUGGUCAACCAAUUGGUGUCAUUCUGGCAACAUCGGCCAAAAUUGCCGAGGAGGGCAUGAGAGCCGUAAAGGUUGUCUACGAAGAUCUUCCAUGUAUUCUCACCAUGGAAGAAGCCAUUGAAGCAGAAUCUUUCUUCGAGCACUAUCGCUCCAUCAAGUGCGGCGAUACCGAAGAGGCAUUCAAACAAGCCGACCAUGUUUUCACUGGAGUUUCACGAAUGGGAGGCCAGGAGCACUUCUAUCUAGAAACCCAGGCCUGUGUGGCUAUUCCAAAACCAGAGGAUGGAGAGAUGGAAAUCUGGAGCGGUACACAGAAUCCCACUGAAACACAAGCCUACGUCGCCCAAGUCACGGGAGUAUCGGCCAACAAGGUCGUCUCGCGUGUGAAACGACUCGGCGGUGGAUUUGGUGGCAAGGAGACACGCUCCGUUCAAUUAGCCGGAAUCUGUGCCACCGCGGCAGCGAAGACAAAGCGGCCCGUCCGCUGCAUGCUCAACCGAGACGAAGAUAUUUUGACGUCUGGGCAGCGUCAUCCUUUCCUUUGCCACUGGAAGGUUGGAGUGACCAAGGAUGGAAAGAUUCUUGCACUUGAUGCAGACGUCUUUGCCAACGGUGGACACACUCAGGAUCUAUCUGGGGCCGUUGUGGAACGAAGUCUGUCGCACAUUGAUGGCGUGUACAAAAUUCCGAACGUCAAUGUGCGCGGCCGAAUCUGCAAGACCAACACCGUGUCUAACACGGCUUUCCGAGGAUUCGGCGGUCCACAGGGUCUGUUCUUUGCCGAGUCUUACAUCUCCGAGAUCGCAGAUCACCUCGACAUUCCUGCCGAGGAAGUCAGAAGUAUCAACAUGUAUCAGCCUGAAGAGAAGACGCAUUUCAACCAGACGCUCAAGGACUGGUACGUGCCUUUGAUGUACAAACAGGUACUCGAGGAGAGCUCUUACAACGAGCGGAGAAAGGCCGUCGAAGAAUACAACGCAAAUCACAAAUGGUCGAAGCGAGGAAUGGCCAUUGUGCCAACCAAGUUCGGUAUCUCCUUCACUGCACUUUUCUUGAAUCAAGCAGGAGCCUUGGUCCACAUUUACCACGAUGGCAGUGUUCUUGUGGCGCACGGUGGUGUCGAGAUGGGACAAGGUCUGCACACAAAGAUGAUCAUGAUCGCCGCCGAGGCGCUGCAAGUCCCUCAGUCAAGCGUGUUCAUCUCUGAGACAGCGACAAACACAGUUGCAAACACAUCAUCUACCGCAGCGUCAGCAAGUUCCGAUCUCAACGGAUAUGCCAUUUACAACGCCUGCGAGCAAUUGAACGAGCGUCUCCGUCCCUUCCGCGAGAAGAUGCCCAAUGCCACCAUGAAAGAACUCGCCCACGCUGCUUACUUCGAUCGCACCAACCUCUCAGCACAAGGAUACUACCGUACACCAGACAUCGGAUACGUGUGGGGCGAGAACAGCGGCCAGAUGUUCUUCUACUUCACCCAAGGAGUGACCGCAGCCGAAGUCCAAAUCGACACGCUAACAGGCGACUGGACGCCUCUACGCGCCGAUCUCAAGAUGGAUGUCGGACGCUCCAUCAACCCCUCAGUUGACUACGGACAAAUUGAAGGCGCCUACGUCCAAGGCCAAGGCCUUUUCACAACAGAAGAGAGCCUUUGGCACCGGGGCUCCGGUCAAAUCUUCACCCGCGGACCGGGCAACUACAAGAUCCCCGGAUUCCGAGAUAUCCCACAAAUCUUCAACGUCAGCCUCCUCAAGGACGUGGAGUGGAGGAAUUUGCGCACGAUCCAGCGCUCACGAGGUGUCGGCGAACCGCCGUUGUUCAUGGGUAGUGCAGUCUUCUUUGCCAUUCGUGAUGCACUAAAGGCUGCGCGCAAGCAGUGGAAUGUUACAGAUGUGUUAUCUUUGGAAUCGCCUGCCACACCGGAGCGUAUCCGUGUGAGCUGUGCUGAUCCGAUUAUCGAGCGGGCAAGGGUGCAGCCGAAGGAGGGCGAGAAGAGUUUCUUUGUUGCUAUCUAG